AUGACGACUGCUACUAGUGUUUAUCCUACUCUGGAGAACCGUCCUCUAAAGGGCACCAUUGUCCUCUUUGAUGUGGACGAGACGCUGAGCAAAGCGCGGCGGUCUGCGACUCCAGAAAUGCACGAGUUGCUCUCUCGAUUGCGACACAAGUGCGCCAUUGGAUAUGUGGGCGGUUCAAACUUUGUAAAGCAGCAGGAGCAACUGGGAUCCGCUUCCGUCGAUGUGACCACCCUGUUCGACUUCUGUUUCUCCGAGAAUGGCCUCGUCGCCUACCGCCUGGGCGAACCGCUGCCGAGCAACAGUUUCAUUCAGUGGUUGGGCGAGGAGAAGUAUCAAGAUCUUGCCGACUUCUGUCUCCAAUAUAUUUCCAAUACCAAGCUCCCCAGGAAGCGUGGUACUUUUGUGGAGUUCCGGAAUGGCAUGAUUAAUGUUAGCCCCAUUGGCCGUAAUGCCAGCGUGGAAGAGCGCAACGAGUUCGAGGCCUAUGACAAGAUCCACAACAUCCGCAAAGAUAUGGUCGAGGCCCUUAAGAAGGAGUUUCCGAAUUAUGGGCUGACUUUCUCCAUCGGUGGUCAGAUCUCUUUCGAUGUCUUUCCCACUGGUUGGGACAAGACCUACUGCCUACAGCAUGUUGCAGCCGAGAAGAACGUUUCUGGGGUUGAUUAUAAGACCAUUCACUUUUUCGGUGACAAGUGCUUCCUGGGUGGCAAUGACUACGAGAUCUACUCCGACCCCCGAACGAUCGGACACUCGGUGGAGGGCCCUGAUGAUACGAUGAAGCAGCUGAAGGAGAUAUUCGACCUUUAA
Messenger RNA from Penicillium macrosclerotiorum, 807 nucleotides. RefSeq names its product phosphomannomutase SEC53 (gene sec53). Gene Ontology annotation, molecular function: phosphomannomutase activity. Lineage: Eukaryota; Fungi; Ascomycota; Eurotiomycetes; Eurotiales; Aspergillaceae. The transcript has 5 exons. Gene Ontology annotation, biological process: mannose metabolic process; GDP-mannose biosynthetic process; protein N-linked glycosylation. The record is from RefSeq and is a predicted model, not a curated record. Gene Ontology annotation, cellular component: cytosol. The coding region runs from base 1 to 807 and encodes 268 amino acids.